Molecule: messenger RNA, 3010 nt
Organism: Apis laboriosa (Himalayan honeybee)
Lineage: Eukaryota; Metazoa; Arthropoda; Insecta; Hymenoptera; Apidae
Gene: lace
Product: serine palmitoyltransferase 2
Exons: 10
Coding region: 126-1781 (551 amino acids)
Biological process (GO): ceramide biosynthetic process; sphingosine biosynthetic process
Cellular component (GO): serine palmitoyltransferase complex
Molecular function (GO): serine C-palmitoyltransferase activity; pyridoxal phosphate binding
Source: RefSeq, a predicted model, not a curated record
AUUCUUCGUAUUGUACUGACGCAUUUACUCUCUCUUUUUUCUCCUUCUCUCUCUUUUCUCUCUCUCUUUCUCUCUCUUCUCUCUCCGGUCCUACAACGGUUAGUGAAAGAUUCGCCCUUUGCAAUAUGGCGACUCAGGCUAUCAUCCGGAAAAGACUAAAUACAUACGAGCAGAAAAUAAGCAGAAACGGCUUAACCUUUCACGAGGACAUCCUAGCCAACGGCCAUGCUGAUUUACAAAGCAAUGGACGUGUACAGUUUCCAGAGAAAAAAACAAAGGUGAAACCGACGAAAUUAAGAUCAAAGGAGUCAUUCGAAAGAAUACCAUUUAUUACUGCAGUAUUGACCCAUUUAGGAUUCUGUAUUCUUAUGUUUCUGGGUUUUAUAAAUCAAUUACUUUUCACCCCAAGAGUUGCAAAAGAAUACAAUAGAGAGGGUUAUGCAUCUUUAUAUGAGCAUUUCGAAGAGUUUUAUCUUCGAUACGUUUACAGGAGAGUAAGGGAUUGUUGGAACAGGCCAAUAUGUUCUGUUCCAGGUGCCACGGUUACACUUAAGGAUAGAAUAACAAAAGAUUAUGGAUGGACGUUUCAAUUCACGGGAACGACAUCAGAAUGUAUAAAUUUAGGAUCGUACAAUUAUUUAGGCUUUGCAGAAGCGAAUGGUAAAUGUGCUGAUCAAAGUAUUGAAACUUUGAAAAAAUUUGGUUGUGCUAGUUGCAGUAGUCGUCUAGAACUUGGAAAUAUGCCAAUUCACGAAGAAUUAGAACAAUUAACGGCUAGGUUUUUGGGUGUGGAGGACGCUAUAGUCUUCGGAAUGGGUUUUGCUACAAAUGCUCUUAAUUUGCCCUCAUUAUUGAGCAAGGGAUGUUUAGUAUUAAGCGAUGAAAAAAAUCAUGCCUCAUUAAUACUUGGAUUGAGAUUGUCUGGUGCUACAGUUAGAGUAUUUGAGCACAAUAAUAUGAAGCAUUUAGAAAAAUGCUUGAAAACUGCAAUAGUUUUUGGUCAACCAGAAUCUCAUAAACCUUGGAAAAAAAUAGUGAUUGUAGUGGAAGGUGUUUAUUCUAUGGAAGGUUCUAUUGUACAUCUACCUGAAAUUUUGCAGCUCAAGAAGAAGUACAAAGCUUAUCUUUAUUUGGAUGAAGCUCAUAGCACAGGUGCAUUAGGCAAACGUGGAAGAGGUGUUUGUGAUUAUUAUGAAAUUGAUCCACGAGAGGUGGAUAUACUUAUGGGAACUUUUACAAAAAGUUUUGGAUCCGCUGGCGGUUAUAUUGCCGGAACAAAAAUAUUAAUAAAUCAUUUAAGGAUACAUAGUCAUGCACAUACUUAUGCGGCAGCUAUGUCUCCACCAAUAGCACAGCAAAUUAUAACUUCAAUGAAAAUAAUAGCUGGGGAAGAUGGUACAGAUGAUGGAAAAAGAAGAACAAAACAAUUAGCGAGAAACACUAGAUACUUCAGACGUAGACUUAAUCAGAUUGGAGUUAUCAUUUAUGGAAAUGAAGAUUCACCUGUUGUACCUAUGUUAGUUUAUUUGUUUUCAAAAAUAGGUUCAGUUGUACGAACCUUAACAACAUAUAACAUAGCAGCAGUUGGAGUUGGAUUUCCAGCAACCCCAUUAAUGGAAGGCAGAAUACGAUUUUGUCUUUCUGCUGCACAUACUAAACAACAAUUAGAUUACGUAUUAUUACAUAUUGAAAGUCUUGCAGAUUUCUUGGGUUUAAGAUAUUCUCGUAAAUCUCGCGAUCCUGCCCCCAUAGAAUAUUAUUCCGAUGGUGAGGCCGAAUGACCUGUUAUCUAAAAAUAGAUUCUUUAGGAUAUUUACUUUGCUCCAAAGAAGCGCCUGGUAUUUCUAUGGAGAAACACUGCCUUGGAAGAACUCUACACGCAUUCUUUUAUAUGCUUUUCCAUUGAUGUGCAUAUAUCUUUUAAUUAAAUCACAAAUAAGAAAAAAACAAUAUCAUUUCUGAACGUCUUGAAAUCAUUAUUGUGAAAUAUAAAAUUAUAAAUUAAUAAUUUUAGAAGAAAAUACUUCUUCUACAUCUUGGAUAUUUAUAAUGAUAUUAGAAAUUUUUAUGAAGAAAAAAAUAUCAAAUUUCUUCUUGCACAAUGUACAACGAAUUAAAAAAUAUUAAUGGAGAAGUUAGAAAUGCGUCAGAGUUCAGUUGUCCUCUUAUUUUACGUGCACCAAGCUCGUAGAGGCAUAUACACAUAUCGGUGGCUGUGAUAUGCCAACAGAUUCUAGAUAUGCAAGGUAGUUUUAAUAAGUAAAAUUCAUCCGAAAUAGUUUCCUCUUCCUACGGUAGAGAAGCUAGACAGUUCGAUAUUUUUCUAAAAGAAAUGAAAAAAUCGAAGCAAGAUUUUUCCUCGAAUAUUCAAUUCUUUGACGCAUUCUGCGUUGGUGCACUAUUGUAAUUGCAUUUAUUUUAUAUCAAACAUUUUAUAUCAAAAUUUAACUCUUUUGCUGUGGUACAUAUUUUAUGUAAUAUCACUGUAUGUAGCAGUGUAAAGCUUUACAAAUUUAUCUAUUUUUUAUAUCAUUGCUUCUCUAUCAUUGCUAUAUUUACGUAUAUGCUUUAGAAAAUUAAUAAUACGCGCACAUAUACAUAUAAACGCACACAAAACGAACAGUAAGUACUUGACAUAUUCAAUUUUAAAAAUUAUUCAUCUAUUCAUAAUAAAAAUACAGAAAAUAGAAUUUUAGAAUUAAAAAAAAUAUAUCUAAACAGUGAUUUUUACUUCCAUUACCACAGCAAAGAGUUUAAGUUUAAGGCAAAAAAAUACAUAUAUUUUUCUUUUUUUUUUUGAUAAUUAAAAUAGAUUUAUAUUUUAUUAAAAUUAUAAUUAUAUUAAAAUUAUAGUUAACAAUUUAUUUUUUAAAAAUAAUUUUAUAGUUUUAUAGUUUUCUUUUUAUUCUUCAUUCUUUAAGUCAAGCAUCAUUAAAAAAAAAAAAAAAAUAGAAAUAGUUGUUUCCAAAUAAGACCUAAAAACGCGCACAUUUUUAAUAGUGAUAAUUUC